Messenger RNA from Chenopodium quinoa (quinoa), 1256 nucleotides. RefSeq lists its product as uncharacterized. The coding region runs from base 75 to 1253 and encodes 392 amino acids. The record is from RefSeq and is a predicted model, not a curated record. The transcript is spliced from 9 exons. NCBI's taxonomy places the organism in Eukaryota, Viridiplantae, Streptophyta, Magnoliopsida, Caryophyllales, Amaranthaceae.
CGGGAUUUAAACUUGUAACGUAACUAUUCUCUUUGCGCAAAAGUGCAAAACCCUGAACCCCCCUUUCUUAGUUCAUGGGCGACUCUACACCACCAUCUCAAUGGCUACCCACCCCCUUCACCUUAACUUUCUCUGUUGCAGCCAUUACUGCUUAUUAUAUACUGGGAAAAAAAUGGAGAGCCAUGGAAUCAAAUGUUAAAGAACUGGAGGCAUCUCUUAAAUCUUCGGUUAAUAAAUGUGCUGCUGAACGACAAGGCCGCAUUAGGGCUCAACAGGAAUUGAGGAAGGCACUUCUGCAACAGAAGACAGAUCAUAUGGAUCCAACAUCUUAUCCCAUGAUUCCGAUUGGUACGGUCCAAUCUUGCUUCUCAACCAGGAAUGGUACGCCUAGACAACCUUUGCUGGUGCCACUUGCUAGAGCAUGUUUGAUGUUUGACCCAAUGAGGGUUCCUCCGGCAUCUUUGGAAGGUCUUGAAGAGUAUUCUCAUAUUUGGAUUAUAUAUGUGUUCCACUUAAAUACUGAUUUGGAUAAGUUAUGGUUAGAGCCUUCCAGAUCGAAGAUCAAAGCCAAGGUGAGGGUGCCACGAUUAAAAGGAGGCAAAAAAGGAGUAUAUGCAACAAGAACCCCCCAUCGUCCCAGUCCAAUUGGUCUAACUGUUGCUAAGAUCGAGGCUGUUCAAGGACAUAUGAUUUUACUUUCUGGUGUUGAUUUGGUAGAUGGAACACCAGUACUGGAUGUGAAGCCUUAUCUUCCAUAUUGUGACAGCAUCCAAGAUUCAAUGGUGCCAGAAUGGGUUAAGGAAGACAGCUUAUUAGCUGUAGAUUCUGUUAUUUUCUCUGAGAGCUUCCACUCUGCUCUUGCAGAUUGUUGGGAAUCAGUGAAGAGAAGCAGUUUGUAUUCAUCACCCAGUGAGAUGAAGAAAUUGAUUGAGCAGGUUCUUUCAUGGGACAUACGAUCAUCAUCACAGAGACACCGACCUCAUAAAUCCAUAUUGACUGUAGGAAACGUAGAACCAACUGAAAUUUCUCCAAAUGGAGAAGAUGGUGAAGGUGAAGAAACCCUCAAUCCUGUAAGCGAAAUAUGUGAUCCUAGCCUUAUUGUUUAUCAUCUUAAUUUGGAAAGCUUAGAUAUAUCUUAUAUGAUAGACUGUGAGGGCAAUGUUAUAGUAGACAGUGUGGCGCCUGUAUCUAGUGUUCCUACAAGUAAUCAAAACCGAUGCAGUUAUACAAUGUGGAAGGACAAACUUGGAUAAUUA